Molecule: messenger RNA, 792 nt
Organism: Carya illinoinensis
Lineage: Eukaryota; Viridiplantae; Streptophyta; Magnoliopsida; Fagales; Juglandaceae
Exons: 2
Coding region: 1-792 (263 amino acids)
Source: RefSeq, a predicted model, not a curated record
AUGAAGUUCCCAACCGAUAGCGGGGUGGGAGAAUCACGGGGUGAACAAGCUCUAGCCCAGGAGUGCUAUGUUGUAACAAAGCAGAACAAGGCAUUCACACCACCCCUUGCACCACCGUUGGAGGUGACUUUAGAAAAAGAUGUAGAGGUUAGGGAUGACCAGAGUCAACAACAUGCUAAAGUCAACGAACCAUUGGAGCUUGUGACGUUAUAUAUAGACCGCCCAAGAACUACCACAUGCAUUGGGACACAAUUCCCGCCGGUAGACAAAGAAGCCCUGAAGCAGUUGUUGAUAGAGCACAAUGAUGUCUUUGCGUGGAGCCAUGACGAAAUGCCUGGUAUAGACAAUCAUGUCAUUGAGCACUGCUUGAGCGUGGACCCUGCGUAUAAGAUACGGAUGCAUGCAGCAUAUGAGGAAAAAACCUCGUUCAUAACAGACCAAGAACUGUAUUGCUACCAAGUCAUGCCCUUCGGAUUGAAGAAUGUGGGGGAAACCUACCAGAGGUUGGUCAAUCGAAUGUUUAAAGAAAGAAUCAGGAAGUCUAUGGAGGUUUACAUGGAUGACUUGUUGAUAAAAAGCAAGGAGCUCGCCCUACACCUUGACGACUUGCGAACGGCGUUUAGGAUCUUACGCCACUAUAAAAUGAGGUUGAAUCCUACAAAGUGUGCCUUUGGAGUCCAGUCGGGAAAGUUCUUUGGUUUUAUUAUGUCUGAAAGAGGAAUUGAGGCCUUCCCAAAAAAGAUAGAAGCCACACUCAACAUGAAGCCGUCGAGAAGUCUAAACGAAACUUAG